Molecule: messenger RNA, 1070 nt
Organism: Trichobilharzia szidati
Lineage: Eukaryota; Metazoa; Platyhelminthes; Trematoda; Strigeidida; Schistosomatidae
Source: the annotation of a GenBank genome assembly
CAACAUAUAUCACAGUUUUAGUACGAAUUAUCCACAGAAAACUGCACCAAGAGAAAUCUCAACCAAUCGUCGCGAUAAGUCCCACCGCAAAGUAUAGAUACUGCGUUACGAGAUUUUGAUUGGUAGUGGUUAUGUUAACUUCAUUGGAGGAUUAUCGUGUCUCAUCGUUGCCAUCAAAAUUCUUCUACAUACCAAAUUUUAUAAGUGAAGAAGAAGAGAAAGAUUUAUUAAGGCACAUUUAUGCUUCACCUUUGCCGAAAUGGGUUGCCUUACGCGACAGACGAUUACAAAAUUGGGGUGGCCUACCGCAUGUUAAAGGCAUGCUGGUUGAAAAAAUUCCACAGGUUCAUUUAAUAUCUUUGAUGAAUUUAAAAAUAUAGUCUGUUUAUUUUUUAGUGGUUACAAGUAUACAUGAAUCGAGUUUCAGCUUUAAAUCUAUUCCAUGAGAAUAAAGCCAAUCAUGCAUUAGUAAAUGAAUAUGAAUGUGGACAAGGCAUACUUCCUCAUCAUGAUGGACCGCUAUAUUAUCCUGUUGUGGCUACAAUCAACUUGAAUUCUUACGGUGUCUUAGAUUUCUAUACACCAUUGGAUAGAGGAGAUACAGAUCAGAAGGAACAAUCAACUUUACUAGAGGAUCGUUAUAUCGGUUCAGUUUAUCUUGAACGGUGUAGUUUAAAUAUACUUACUGAAGACAUGUACACCCACUACAUGCAUGGUAUUGCACAACGUGAAACUGACUCACUAAUACAAUAUGAUGAUGAAAGUAAUUCUUCAAUGUCUUCGUUGAAAGCAGUUGAUAAUACCGCUGUAAUUCAUAAUUGGUCUGCCAUCAAUCUGAAUGAUAUUCAACCACAAUCACACCGACGUGGUAAACGUGUUUCAGUAACUAUACGUUAUGUACCUAAUGUAAGCAAGCUCAGUGUGAAAGAUUUAUUGUUCAAAAAGUAGACAAGCACCGUUAUUCCCCGGACACUGAUCCAAUCUAAUACUUCGGGAUAUUAUGUUUUGUAUUAUUUUAUAUCGGAAUAAAUAUUUUUGUGUUGAAAAGAAUUUAUAUUUUAUAUUCAGAA